AUGUAAUAAAAUAAUUAGACUCAUCUUAUUAAAAAGAAUCAUUAUUUGAUAUAGAAAUCGUAUACUUAAAGAAAUAAUUAAGAAUUACGACUUUCUAAAUCUAAUCCUUAAAUUAAUUGUUCUAAUAGAACUUAAACAUUGCUUAAUUUUAAUUCUAAAAAUGAGGAGGAAGAUUUGAGCUUUAUAUUAAAAUCAUCAAAUCAAAACUAACUCUAAGGUAUUUCAAAAUUGUAUUAAAGCAUACAAAUUUCAAAGCAAAAAUCCUUUUUUAGAAAAAUUAGAAAAAAUUUAAGAUUUGGUGUUUUAAAAAAAACUUAAAAAUGUGUGCAAAUAUAAUAAAAAUACUAAGAUACAUAAUGUAGCUUUACCUGUUCCUAAAGGUACAUGUUCUAUUAUGCUGAAUAAAAAUAAAAAUAAAAAUCAAGCCUUCAACAUUUCAACUUUAAAUAAAAAAUUAGAUCCAAAAGUAAAAUAUAAAAUGAAAUGGAAGACAAUAUAAUGGUUAAUUCAAUUUAGAAAAGAUGCAAUCAACUAAAUGUUUAAGAACUAUUAAUAUAUAGUUAAAUUUGCUAAAUAAAAACAUAAAGGUCUAACUAAAUAAGACUUUUAUGAAUUGAUGGUAGCAGUAGGAAUGGGAAGUGAUAUAAAUUUAUUAGAUAAACUAUUUUAUGUUUUUGAUGAAGAUUCAAAUGGAACUGUUGAUUAUAAAGAAUUAAUAAUAGGUUUAGAGAUUUUUAAAGAAGACUCAAUUGAAGAAAAAAUAAAAGGUAAAGUUCUAAAUGUAUCUAGUAUUUUUCGAUAUUUGUGAUGCAGAUGGUAAUGGAAGUAUUACUGAAAAGGAGCUUUAUGAUGUAUUAAAAACAAAUAUUGUGGCUUUUCAUGAUAGAAUUAAAUUGAAAAAAACUAUUCAUUAAAUAUUUAUUGAAUGCGACUAAAAUGGAGAUGGAGUUCUUGACAAAGAGGAAAUAUUAGAAGCAUCAAAGACAAAUGUUACUUUGAGAUAAUUACUAUAAUAAAGCAUUAAUGAUGUAAAAUAGAUUGAUAAAAUGAUUGAAAAUGAUCUUAAAGAACCAUUUAAUGAAUGGGUUCCUGCUUCAGCCAAUUUUAUUAAUUAUAAAGAAGGUAUUUUUUAUCCAUACAAUGAUAAAAUUAUCUAAGCAUUUAAAGAAAUGGAAGAAGUAAAUAUUUUUUCUAUUCAAGAUUAAAACCAGUAAUUCUAAUUUUUCAAUAUUUUGA
Messenger RNA from Paramecium sonneborni, 1236 nucleotides. The record is from the annotation of a GenBank genome assembly. NCBI's taxonomy places the organism in Eukaryota, Ciliophora, Oligohymenophorea, Peniculida, Parameciidae.